AACAAAGACAAAGAGAAAUACAAAUGAUCGUACAUUAUGGAAAAACUUUAAUAGAAUUGUUCGAUGAAACAAUUGUGAUGAAUAUUUACACAACAAAGAAUCAUAAUUCUUUUGGAAAAGAGUAUAUGGUUGAGAAGUUCAACAGUGUAUUCAACAUAAAUAUAACUUAUGGUUAUUUUAAGAACAAGCUUGAUGAAUUCAAAAAAAAUUGCAAGAGAUGGAAAGCUCUUAUGAGUUUCAUUGGUAUUUUGGUGGAUCCUGCGACAUCCAUGAUCUAUGCAUCUGACGCAUGGUGGAAAGAGCGUGAAUUGAGAUGCAAAAUAAUAAAAGUUUUCAACCGAAAACCCCCAUAUUUUUGGAAUGUGAUGCGUGAAGACGACCUUCGUGGCUCUGACACUGAUAGUGGUGACAUGCUCGAAACACAAAUUCCUGAGACACAAGAA
Molecule: messenger RNA, 443 nt
Organism: Thlaspi arvense
Lineage: Eukaryota; Viridiplantae; Streptophyta; Magnoliopsida; Brassicales; Brassicaceae
Source: the annotation of a GenBank genome assembly